AUGAAGUAUCACUUUUGUUCUUCCGGUGCUUUUCUCGUCGUCUUAAUCAUUCUUGUAACAAUCUGUUUGAGCAUUGAAGCUCAAACCUGCAAACCAAGUGGCAAAGUAGUUGGCGUAAAGCCUCCUAAGAAACAAUGUAACCCUCAGAACCACUCAGAGUGCUGCAAAAAAGGCAAGCUCUACACCACUUUCAAUUGCUCACCUCCGGUGACCAAGCAUACUAAAGCUACCUUAACGCUCAACAGCUUUCAGAAAGGAGGUGAUGGUGGUGGACCUUCAGAAUGUGACCAUAAAUACCACUCGGAUAAAACCCUGGUUGUGGCAUUGUCGACCGGAUGGUUCAACAAUAGAAAGAGGUGUUUACACCACAUUACCAUACAUGGUAAUGGAAGGAGUGUGAACGCCAAGGUUGUUGAUGAGUGUGACUCCAGAAGAGGUUGUGAUCCUGAACAUGAUUACCAGCCCCCAUGCCCUCACAACAUUGUUGAUGCCUCUAAAGCUGUUUGGAAGGCCUUGGGAAUUAAGGAAAGUGACAGCCGCUGGGGUGAAAUGGAGAUAUUCUGGUCUGAUGCCUGA
This is a messenger RNA of Argentina anserina (silverweed cinquefoil), 576 nucleotides long. RefSeq names its product putative ripening-related protein 1. The transcript has a single exon. The coding region runs from base 1 to 576 and encodes 191 amino acids. The record is from RefSeq and is a predicted model, not a curated record. NCBI's taxonomy places the organism in Eukaryota, Viridiplantae, Streptophyta, Magnoliopsida, Rosales, Rosaceae.